AAAAAAGAAAACCACUUCGCCCCCUUCGCGAAGGAACCUCGUCGGCCUCGCGGCCCUCGCCGUCCCCGGCGCGUGGGGCGCGUCGCGUCCCCCACACGCACCGACCAUCCCCUGCCCUCCCCGGCCCCACAUCCACGCUCCCGCGCCGUACUUAUACACGCUCCCCGCCGCUCCGACCUCACUUUCCCCGCCUCCAUCACCAAUUCACCAUCUCCUCCUCCCGCAACGCAGCCCGGGUCGCCCGUCUCGCAACUCCCGAGCCGAAUUCCCCUCCACCGCAACCGCCAUGGGCGGCUCCCACAGCCGCGAGGACAUCGACCUCACCUCCUCCGACGAAGAGAAGGAGUACGAGGACGACUACGACGCCCGAUCACCCAUCGCGGAGGCCGCCGCGAGCGCGGGGCAGCGCGACGACGACCUCCUCCGCACCGCCACACCUUCGUCGCUUGAGGCCAUCGACGCCAAGCUCAGGUCGCUGGAUCUCAAGUACCAGCGUCCGACCUCCGCCAAGCUCUACCUCCACGUCGGCGGAGCCUCGCCCUCCGCGCACUGGGUGCCUGCCGAGCGCCGCGCGACCUACGCCUUCGUCGACAAAUCGAGCGACAACGACUCUUCGCCCAGGUGGUUCCUGGAGGUCGGUCCGGGGCCGCGGGUCUCCGCGCCCGUGGACUCGGCGCUCCAGCUGAAGACGAUCCCCGCGCAGCGCCGGGCGGACUUCGCCGCGAGCGGCUCCGUAUGGGCUCUGCGACUGCCCACCGACGCCGAAUUGCGCCGGUUCAGGGUGGAGUACGAGCGCUGCCUCUUCGAGAACACGUACGGGGUCGAGGCCACGGACGAGGGGCGGAAGGAGGUGUUCGGCGCCGACUUCGCCGCGUGGGCUCGGCCCGCCGAGGCCGACGACGCUGUUUGGGCCGAUGCCGAGGAAAGCCUCACCCCUCCCGCCGCCGCACCAGCGAAGGACCUGCUUGAGGAGUUCGAGGAAGAGGCCGGCGACGGCGACAGCAUUCAGAGCCUCGCGCUUGGGGCGCUUGACAACAGCUUCUUGGUCGGUGGCGCGGGGAUACAGGUGGUCAAGAACUUCCGCCACGGCUUGCACGGGAAGGGCGCGUCGGUGAAGAUCUCGGGAGGGCGUGGCGGCAGUGGGAGCGCCUAUUCGACGCCGAAGAAGGCGCUGCUGAUGCGCGGUGAGACUAACAUGCUGCUGAUGAGCCCAGGAGAGGCUGUGCGUUCCAAUGGUGUCCACCAUGUCGAUAUCGAGACUGGGAAGGUUGUCGCUGAAUGGCGGUUUGAGAAGGAUGGGGCUGAUAUUACAAUGCGAGACAUUGCCAACGACAGUAAGGGAGCGCAGUUGGAACCCUCCGGGUCGACAUUCUUGGGCCUGGAUUGCAACAGGUUGUGUAGAUGGGAUAUGCGCGACUCCAGAGGCAGAGUGCAGACAAUCGGUAGCUCAUCAGAGUCACCAGUGCUGAACUGGUCACAGGGUCAUCAGUUCUCUCGGGGCACCAACUUCCAGUGCUUUGCGAGUACUGGGGAUGGAUCUAUUGUUGUUGGUUCUGUGGAUGGCAAAAUCAGGCUCUAUUCUAAGAGCUCGAUGCGUAUGGCGAAGACAGCAUUCCCAGGGCUUGGGUCCCCAAUUACACACGUGGAUGUUACUUAUGAUGGGAAAUGGAUUUUGGGAACAACUGACACAUACUUGAUCUUGAUCUGCACUAUCUUCAAGGACAAAGAUGGGAAAGAAAAAACUGGGUUUAGUGGCCGUAUGGGAAAUAAGAUUGCUGCACCAAGGCUGCUGAAGCUGACUCCACUUGAUUCAAUUUUAGCAGGAACUGACAACAAAUUCCAUGGUGGGCAAUUCUCAUGGGUAACGGAGAACGGAAAGCAGGAAAAGCACCUUGUUGCUACAGUCGGCAAAUUCAGUGUCAUUUGGAAUUUCCAGCAAGUCAAGGACAGCAACCAUGAGUGCUACCGUGAUCAGCAGGGCCUCAAGAGCUGCUACUGCUACAAAGUUGUCCUCAAGGAUGAAUCGAUUGUCGACAGCCGUUUCAUGCACGAGAAGUUUGCAAGCAGCGAUUCUCCAGAAGCUCCGCUUGUUGUCGCUACACCAAUGAAAGUCAGCUCCUUCAGUAUAGCAAAUCGACGCUGACUCUGAAGCUCUUUUUCCCCCGCUGUGCAAAAUAGUUUUGAGUAGUUGCAGGUUCUUGUUCAGUUUGUUCCUUCUUUAGACGGUUUGGCUGGUUGGUUGGUUGGUUUUAUAGUUUUCUUGGAUCGAGGUUUCUUCCGGAAAGAACUGGUUCGUCUGUAUGGCCAUUUGCAGUGGCUCAGUAAAAUUGUAUGUCUAUGUUUGUUGGACAUGUAAUGUGAUGGUGUACAAGCAAAGUAAUGUUGAUCUGAGACUGA
Sorghum bicolor (sorghum) is the source of this 2397-nucleotide messenger RNA. RefSeq names its product protein CYPRO4. Gene Ontology annotation, molecular function: protein binding. Gene Ontology annotation, cellular component: nucleus; cytoplasm. NCBI's taxonomy places the organism in Eukaryota, Viridiplantae, Streptophyta, Magnoliopsida, Poales, Poaceae. Bases 287 to 2143 code for a protein of 618 amino acids. The transcript has 2 exons. The record is from RefSeq and is a predicted model, not a curated record.